Heterobasidion irregulare TC 32-1 is the source of this 1547-nucleotide messenger RNA. RefSeq lists its product as uncharacterized. The transcript is spliced from 10 exons. Lineage: Eukaryota; Fungi; Basidiomycota; Agaricomycetes; Russulales; Bondarzewiaceae. The record is from RefSeq and is a predicted model, not a curated record. Gene Ontology annotation, biological process: mRNA splicing, via spliceosome; spliceosomal tri-snRNP complex assembly. Gene Ontology annotation, cellular component: U4 snRNP; U4/U6 x U5 tri-snRNP complex; precatalytic spliceosome. Bases 1 to 1452 code for a protein of 483 amino acids.
AUGUCAGAGGGCGACGAGGAGGGCGGCGAAGGCGGCGACGAGAAGCAGGCGGGCGGGCUCGUGCUGGAGGGCGGCGUGAAGCCCGCGGAGGAGCUCGACGCGGAGGAGGUGCAGCGGAUGGAGCUGGGCGGGAUCGACGACGUGACCAAGGUCGCGAAGCUCGAAGGCAGCAAGCGCAUGGCAGACAUCCUCAAGGAGAUCGAGAAGUACCAGGCGCAGCCCUCGCCCGCGGAGCAGAUGGCCCUGCCCGCGCACUCCAACCCGGAAUACAACGUCAUCGUGCAGGCGAACAACCUCUCCGUCGACGUGGACAACGAAAUCCUCGUCUUUAUCCGAGACCAUUACGCCCCAAAGUUCCCCGAGCUCGAGCAGCUCGUCGCGGACCCCAACAUGUACAUCCGCGCGGUCCGCGUGCUCGCGAACCACGAGGACCCGACCAAAGCAGACCUGCAAGGAGUCCUGCCGCCCGCGGUCAUCAUGAGCGUGCUCGUCACGGCGACAACGACCUCCGGCCAGCCUCUCACAGAAGCAGCAUGGAACACCGUAGAACGCGCAUGCGACCUCGCCGACCGCCUCGAGGAGGCCCGCAAAAAGAUAUUCAUGUACGUGAGUUCGCGUAUGAACAUGCUAGCGCCCAACCUAUCAGCCAUCGUCGGGACCACCACAGCCGCGAAACUCCUCGGCGUCGCCGGCGGGCUCGCCGGGCUCGCGAAGAUGCCCGCGUGCAACGUCCACCUGCUCGGCGCGCAGCGCAAGAUCGCGGCGGGGUUCUCGUCGGCGACGCAGCGCCGCCACACGGGCUUCGUGUACCAGUCCGAGCUCGUGCAGCAGACGCCGGCCGAGUACCAGCUGAAGCUGCAGCGCGCGGUCGGCGCCAAGAGCGUGCUCGCCGCGCGGAUGGACCUCGAGCGGCGGCGGCGCGACGGCGGGUACGGCGACGAGCUGCGCGACAAGAUCGAGAAGCACCUCGACCGCCUGACCGCCCCGCCGCCCUCCAAAGUCGUCAAGGCGCUCCCCAUCCCGAACGACGGCCCCAAGAAGCGGCGCGGCGGCAAGCGCGCGCGCAAGGCGAAGGAGGCGUACGCGCAGACGGAGCUGCGGAAGCUCUCGAACCGGAUGGCGUUCGGCGAGGCGGAGGAGGAGGUCGGCGCGUUCGACCAGACGAAGGGGCUCGGCAUGAUCGGCGGCGGCACGGGCAAGGUCCGCGCGAGCAUGGGCGAGGCGAAGUCCCGCGCAAAAAUGUCCAAGGCGAACAAGCUGCGCACCGCGGCGCUCACGCGCGCCGCGCAGUCCUCGCAGGCGUCCGGCACGGCGUCGUCCCUGGUCGUCACGCCCGUGCAAGGCUUCGAGCUGACGAACCCCGCUGCGGCGGCGCAGCGCGUCAAGGAGGCCAACGACCGGUGGUUCGCGGGCGGCACGUUCUCGUUCGUGGGCCAAAAAGGGUCAGGCUAGCCUGUUCGACUGCACCGUUCACCUACCCCUGUACUCUAUCAUUUGCUUUUCAUCUGCUCCCACACGUUUCGCGGAUCGAGAAAAAGGUGCAUGCG